UUGUACGUGGUGACGCAGUACGUCGCGGGCCUGCUAGCGCCCUGUCAUCGCAGGCUGUCCGGAGUUCAGUGACAGGGGCCGGGCUGCGAGCGGAGGCCGCGGGGAUGCUGUGGUUUCAGGGAUCCAUUCCGGAGGCCAUCAGCGCGGCCAAGCAGCGGGGCGCCGUGUUCGUGGUGUUCGUGGCCGGUGAUGAUGAGCAAUCUACACAAAUGUUGGAAAGCUGGGAGAAGGAUGAAGUGGAACAGGUGGCAACUGAUGGAAUAGUUGCAAUAAAAAUUGAUAGCAAGAGCGAAACAUGCCUGCAAUUUUCCCAAAUCUAUCCCGUUGUGUGCAUCCCAUCCAGUUUCUUUAUUGGGGAGAAUGGAAUCCCACUGGAGGUAAUUGCUGGCAGUAUACCGGCUGAAGAAUUGGUGGCAAAGAUAACCAAAGUGAAGCAGAUGCAUGGAGGAAGAAAUGAUGGUUUAUUGGCAAACGCAAACAUGUACGAGAGAUCUGAUGAUCAGUACCCAGUUUCCUCAAAUCCUGUUCCUCAGCAGGACAGCUCAGCAAAUAAUGCACAGCCUGAACAGGAGCAACCUGUGUCCCCUGCAUCCUCCUCAGAUACUCCAAGUCCAAUGGACGAGUCCGCUGAAGGGUUACCGGAUGACACACAGGAAGCUGUGACGGCAACAGAUGUACAAAGCAAAAAUGACCUAUCUGAACAAGUGGAAAGAGUGACACAGAAGCUUGAAGAGAGGCGGGAGCAGAAGAAGAAAGAUGAAGAGCGGAAUCAGAUCAAAAAAGAGAUUGAGAGAAGAAAGAGCGGUAAAGAAAUGCUGGAAUAUAAAAGGAAACAGGAAGAUGACGUGGCAAAGAAAGCCCUAGAGGAGAGGAACCGGGAUAAGGCAGAGGAUAAGGCAGCCAGAGAGCGUAUUAAGCAGCAGAUUGCCCUGGAUCGUGCAGACCGAGCUGCCCGUUUUGCAAAGUCGAAGGAAGAAUUAGAGGCUUUAAGACAGGCAGAAUUGCAAGCACAGCAGGCUGCAAUGGAAGCCCGGAGAGAGACCAUGCAAAGUGAAAGAAGUGCUAUUGCAAGGAUUCAGUUUCGACUUCCUGACGGAUCGUCCUUCACGAAUCAGUUUCCAUCCGAAGUUUGUCUUGAGGAAGCAAGACAGUUUGCAGCCCAGACAGUUGGAAACGCCUAUGGCAAUUUUUCCUUGGCAACCGUAUUUCCUCGGAAGGAAUUCACUAAGGAAGACUAUGAAAAAUCCCUGUUGUCUCUGGAGUUAGCCCCCAGUGCAGCAUUAGUGCUCUUACCAGCGAGAAGAUCUACUCGAGCUGUGGUGUCCUCCUCUGAAGGUGGUGUAUGGAAUGUAUUAGGUACAAUCCUGUAUCCCCUUUUAGCAGUGUGGAAAUUUCUGAGUAACUUUCUAUUCGGCAGCCCACCUCCCUCAGACACCAGAGACAGAGCAACACAUUCACAACAGGACAGUACAAAUCCAUCGUCAGCCAGCAACUCUGAGCCAAAGAGAGAUACUGUUAGGAAAAGAGCAGUCGAAAAGCGUGCAGACGAGUUCAAAAAGGAAGGCAAGAUCUACCGGUUGAAAACUCAGGACGACGAAGAUGAAAAUAAUACUUGGAAUGGAAACUCUACACAACAGAUGUAGGAGGUGUUUAUACUCUAUGUACAUUAGCUUUUGUUUUGAUUUCAGACACAUUUCUGCAGAACUAGGGUUCCUUAACAAUAAGCACAUUCAUAAUGCAUGACGAUGCGUUUUAACCAAUACAUGAUCAAACAUAACUUUAUACAGUGGCUUACGGUAUGGUCCCUGCUUACUGUACUAUAAGCUAAUUAAACAAUACAUGGUUUCCGAAUGUUUGUUUUUUGGUUUAGUUUCCCAGAUUUGGGAUAUUUCAUAACCUUACUAUCCAUCUUUUUUUGGACUUGGAACCACUUAUUUUGGGCUAAACUAGCUAAAGAUUUUACAACUUGAUAAUUUAAUGUAAUCUUUUUAAGAAUGGUAAAAAAAAAGUCUAAACUUAAA
Pelobates fuscus (common spadefoot toad) is the source of this 2021-nucleotide messenger RNA. It is a transcript of the gene UBXN4, whose product is annotated as UBX domain protein 4. Gene Ontology annotation, cellular component: endoplasmic reticulum. Gene Ontology annotation, molecular function: protein binding. The coding region runs from base 105 to 1643 and encodes 512 amino acids. The transcript has 13 exons. Lineage: Eukaryota; Metazoa; Chordata; Amphibia; Anura; Pelobatidae. The record is from RefSeq and is a predicted model, not a curated record.